GCUAGGCUGGUUUCAUCAUUAAGAUACUGCGCUUUAUUACGGUGGAACCAAGGGAUCAUCAGAAUGACUGGAUCGAGCGAGGAAGAUGAUAUGCCACCCACUGUCUCUUCAACAAAACGUCGGAGCAAUAAACGUCCCCAUAAGCUUAUUUCGUCUGAAUCAGAUGAAGACGAAGGAAAGGCGAGGACUUCCAGGAAAGUUGCCCACAGUUUAGACAACCGGGAGACUAAUGAAGAUUCAGACGGUGGAAGUGAGAAGUGCAAAUCAACUCUCAACUCUCAAACUCCUCGCUCUUCAGAAAGGCUGCGAAGGAAAGCUUCCAGAUCGUUUUCUAUGCCAAGUAGGGAAGAGUUGCUCGAUUCAGUGUCUUCAGGGAAAAAACAAAACAGUCAACAAAAAGUGAAGGCCUUGAAGCCAAGGAAACUUGUGAACAACUUUUUAAGAGAGUGAGUGCUCUUGAUUGAAACUGGUACAUGUGUUAACAGCGCGGAACAACUUCAGAAUACCCGACCACUUAUUUGCAUCUCUUUGAAUGUCAAAAGUACCUAUCGUGUUAUGUCUCUGUACUCUGAGAAGUAGCUGGCUGUUGUGAAGAGUUUUUCCUCCAAUAAUAAAUUUUACAUGCACACAAUCAUGUGCACUGCAUACAAAUAUAAAAAUGGACAUCCCAUUAAUUUUAUAAUACCCACCCCCUUUUCCCCUGGAGGGAAGUAUGUUAGGGUUAGGGUUAGGGUUGCAGCAAGUCUUGCCAUUUGCAGGGCAAAUCUCAGAGCAGUGCCUUUGUCCUCAGUUAUUUUGCCAGGGCCCAGUUCCUAAAGGCCAAUAAGUGCUAAUCUUAAAUUAGAAUUUUGUUCUGUUUUUUUUUUACCUUCCUAUGUAUUGGUUAGAGUAAAAUUUUGUGUUAUCAUUACUGUAUCUCGGAGUAAAGGCUCAACGGUACUUUGUAAGCUCGUGUUGCAUGUUCUUAGACAAGAAAUCUCAUUUUGUUCUGUAUAUUUAGGCGCACUUCAUAUGUCAGUCGUGGAGAGAGAUAUGAUUCAGAUGAUAGUGGUUUGUCAGACUUCAUCAAUGAUGAUGAUGAUGAUGAUGAUGAUGAUGCCGAGUCUUCAGAGUCUACUGUAGAAAGUGAUGUUAGUGUGGAAAGCAAUAAGAAGGAUUCUGGGAUCUGUAGUGCAAGAAAAACAAAGAAAGGACAAAGACAGAAAUCAGCAUUGGAUAGUUCAGAAAAGGAAAGCAGUCUUUCAGAGGACGAUGAUGUUCCAUUGUCAGUUUUAAAAAACAAAAGAACAUGUAGUCAGGAAUUGACCGCUAAGACUUCUAGCCUUAUAUCUAGUGAUUCAGAUGAGAGCUUUGUACCUAGAAACAAAACAAAUAUAAAACGAAAGGUUUUGAAUUGCAGUGACUCAAGUGAAGAUGAUCAUCAGACAACAGGACAACACAACUUGGACUUAUAUGGUGUGAAAAAAGACAAUAAUGGUGAAAGGUCUGACAGUGAUGAUUCACUGAGUGCUAAAGAUUCUAAACCAUGGAAGCAAUGUGUACCUUUGAGGCCAAGAUCUAAGAGAGUACAAAACCUCACACAACAACAUGAGGCCAAGAAUCGCAAGAUUUUGGGCAGUUUGUUGAAAAAGAGACAGACAGCAAAAUUGGAUGCUAAGGAUAGACUUGCCGUAAAGCAGAUGUCUAGCAAUAGCAAUGACAGCAGUUUGUCUAGUUCUGAAGAUGAUCAUGAUCCUUGCAAGGAAGCAACAGAGAUCUUUCUGCAACAUAGCAGCGAGCUUGAAGAGGAUGAUGAUGACAGGGACUUUAUUGUUAAUGUUGGACAAUCUUCUGAUGAGGGGAUGAAUUCUGAUGGUGUGUCACAGUUUCUUCAGCUUUUAGAUAAGUUCACAAGUAUAGGCAAAGCAGUGGAUCCAGAAGAUAGUAAAAUGAGCAUAUCUACCGACGAUGCUUCUCUGAAAAGCAGACAAAAAAGGCGUAAAAAGAGAAAAGAAAGAAAAGCUUCAAAGUGGCGGCGUAUUAAGAUGGCAGAUGAAAGUGAAGAUAGUGAUGAGAAUGGAAAUGACGUUUGUCAUAGGCAUCCAUUUCUACAUGUUGCAGUUCUUGAAAAUGACAUACCUUUGGUUAAGAAGCUAAUCAAGGAAGACCCUGAUUGUGUUUAUGAGCUUGGUUACAGAAAGAGAACUGCAUUGCACCUGGCAGCAUUGGAAGACAAAGUUGAAAUUGUGAAAUUGCUUCUAGAUCAUGGUUCUGAUCGUACAGCUUUCGACUGCUAUCAUCUUCCUUCCAUUGCAUAUGCAAUGGAUGGACACCCAGACUGUCUGAGACUAUUACUGGAUCAUGCAAAUGUGAAAAGUGUUAGUAAGGCAAUGAGGAACAAUCUACAAGGCAUGAACUUGUUGCAUUUUGCUGCUGGAGAGAAAAGAGAUGGGUUGGAGUGUGUUGACAGAGCAAAAUGCAUGGAGCUGUUGUUUAGUAAAGACAAGACGUUUUGUUUAAAACUGUUAGAAGAAAGGGAUGUUAGGACGUUUACUCCUUUAGCUGCUGCUGUUUAUGCCGGGCAACACAAGGUAGGGAAUGGCCCUUUCCCUUGCAAAUUCUACAAUUUUGUAAAUAUAGAACCUGUCCAUCAAUUUCACAUUCCAAGCACAGGCUUACAGUAACAGCCCAUUUUUUAGAAGGAAUUUAAACAAAAUUCACCUCAUCGGUUGUGCUUUUAGGGACCAUUGUGCCCCUGGACACCCAGUUUUUCGUAUCUGCUAAAAGCCUAGCACCAGUGUAUUGGUCUGUGUUUGAUCUUCUCAAAGGUCACACCAUACAUCUGUUAAGUGUUAUUUGGUUCUUGUCCUCGGUACGGAGGGUUUUUCCGAAGUCGCUAUGAAGAAACUUGGCAAUGGCUUCAUUGCUGUCCCUACACUACUACAUGUAAAUUACAUGUAAUUCUUUUUAUUAUUGUAAUCUUCAGUGUAUAGAGGUCUUGCUCAGGAUGGGUGCCAGUGCUUUUGCUUAUAAGACUGAUGAUGGAGGUAACAUACUACACUUUGCUGUAGAAUGUGCAUCACAUUUUAAAGGUACCUGGGAUGCUGAGAAGGACACAUCGCAAUGUCUAAUAGAAUUGCUAGAGACUACAAAGUUUCUUGUUAAUGAUGCUGAUGAUCAUGGUAAGUCAGUGUUAAUGUAAAUCAGAAGAAACUGUUUAGUAACUAAGUUGCAUUAUGUUUAUGGUAAUAGGAUCAUACACUGUCGCUUACUGCUUCUCUUGAAUGAAAGAUGAAGAGGCAAGAAUACAUAUACAUAUAGAUGUACAAGCUUACGAUGAAGAUCAUGCCACGCUUGUUGUUUUCUAGGUUUUACUCCACUGAUGUAUGCUUGUGAGAGUGGCAAUGCUGACUGUGUCAAGGUACUGCUAGAAAAUGGAGCAUCACUGAAUUGUUCUGUGAGUAUUGUGUUGAUCCUGUCCAUCAGUUGUAUAAUUUAUUAUGUAGUCCUAGAUACUCACUUAAGAUAUUUGUCAUGAGUUACAGUUGUACAUGUCUGAUUUUAGGGAUAAUGAAUUAAGUUUUUAAUUAUUGUUUUUUGCAGUUCAGUGAUUUCUGCAUCAUUUUGGUCCACUAUAUUGUUUGUUUGGGAACUGCAUUUUUAAGCCAAGCUCUCACAUUAAAUUAGAUUUUGCUGUAGUAUCAUUCAAUACUUUUAUAAAGUUUAUUUGCACAAUGAUGCAAAAUAAUGGAUGACGAAGUUCGAGAACAACUGACUUCCUUGGCAUUAGCUUGUAUACAAUCAUGUAUGCAGGGCUUCUGAUAUUUCACACAGAAGGGCCUCUCUGACAUUUUGCUAACUUUUCUGCCAACUUCCCCUCUGUCCCUUGAUAUUGGGAGCUAACUAGAAAACCUAACAGUUUAUUUAGCUCCCUAGCUCGCACUUUUUAUCUCUCUAAUAUUAUAAAGUUAUAACCUGGCACAAAUUUUCAUUUAUAUUAAGGUAAAACUGUAAUUUUACCAUGAGCUGAAUAAAGAAUUGCUAUUACUGCUCACUCCCUCCAUGUAUGUUUUGCGCUAUUCAAGCUACAGUGGCAUAGAAAACAACAAACACCCCAACUUUGAAUGGAGGGGUGGAGUGUGGAUUGUUUUGUUCUCUGAAGUUAACCUCAUUAGAGGACAAUGCCUCUUCAAUUUUGUCACUGAUUGCAGCUUGAUUCUCUGUUUCCAUGGUCUCCUAGCCCUAAUUCAUGAAUAGUUAGGGCCAGGAGACAAAGGAAUUAGAGAAUCAACCCACUAAAAAAUUUUAACCUGAAUUCAAUUUUGACCUGUAACAUAGACAAAUGUAGAUUUAUGAAGUCUGUCUCACUUAAAAUUAGGAAGAGGUGCAUUGUGUCUUUGAUUUAUUUGUCUUCUUUUGGUGCAAGUAUUGUUGGUGGCUGUCAUGUAUGUUAUAUGCAUAAUUUAUUCCAUUUCUGUCAGUCUGUCCUCAUUACAGUCUCUUUGAUUUAACCUGGUCAUGCAAAAUCACAUUGUACCUCAUAAAUGUUAAUUCAGAAAGAAACAGCUUUUUUCUUUUUAUUCCCUGAUUAGGAUAGUCACGGUACAUCAAGCCUACACCUAGCAGCCAUGUCAGGAGACACACAGUGUGUUACACUUCUGCUAAACUCUGGACACAAAGUUGAUUGUGUGGACCGCUAUGGAUGGCCACCAUUACUUUAUGCUAACUUUAAAGCUCAUGAGAGCUGUGUAUUAGCACUGAUGAAACCCAAGCCUGAGCAGGUCUUUGUGCUGGGAGAGUUGCUAAGACGAGCACGAAGCGAGUUAGAAAAGAAGAGAACUGUAAAGGUAGAAAUGAUGAGAAUUUUAAGACAACUUUGUAGACCAUUGUAUUUUGAAAUGUACAUGUUUUCUGUUAUGGUAAAACACUCAGGGAAAAUGAGAUGAAUUUCAGUAUUGCAGAGAUUUACAUAUUUGUAGAGUGGAACACAGUUUAUCAUGUUAUCCAACUCCAACAAACGCUUUUCUCGCAGCAGCCAUGGUUAGUCCCCAUGAGAAAAAGAGCUCUGCUUUACAUGCCAGGAUGGGUACAUAGACUACACACCAUGUUUUACUAUGCAAAAAUGGUAGCCAUAUCGUGAGGGUCUAUCAAAAGGGUGAAUGGCAUAAGGCCUAAUUACUGUAGGUACAGCUGUAGCUCCUGAUUUGAGAUCAAUGGGACCUCUCAAGCAAGAAUGUUCCUAACAGUUUGCCAUUUUGAAAUACAUGUAGAUAGCCAUUCAUAUGCCUUAAUUAUUGUCUCUUUAAGUUACAGGUAUAAAUAUACAGUUCUUGGCAAUUUUAGCAGAUUUGCAGGAGAAUCUACGUGUAAUAAAAUUCAUACUUUGGGCUUUAUUCCAAGUACCCCUUUAUAGUGGUUAGAGAGAGUCAAGAUCAAAAUAGCUUUCUUCUCAAUAGGGAGGAGAAGUGUGACAUCACAUUAGUUGAUUAUGUACAACUUUAAACUAAUCUUUUUCCAAGGUUGUCAAGAAUGUGUUAGUGUCUUUGGCCAACCAUGAUGCCUACUACACAGUGUUUAAUGACUUUAUUCGACAAAACCCAGAGAUGCUAGAAGAAAACAACUAUGGUCUGCUUCAGCACACAUGGAGGGCUAUCCUUGACUUUGACAACAAAAGAAGAUGGUUCCUCACAAAGCUAUCACAAAUCAGGUUGGUGGAAUUAGACUCAAGCUCUUGAGUUUAUUAUUAUUAUUAUUAUUAUUAUUAUUAUUAUUAUUAUUAUAAUUAUUUUCUAAUAACCUUUUAUUGAUGACAAAACUAACUAUUAAAACCUAUUUACAAUUAAUGUCGCUGAAGAAGAAAAAACUAUUUACAAGUCAUUUCAUUUCAUAAGCUCCUGUUCAUUUCGAUUUUAAAAAAAAUUCAUUUCAAUUGAAAAAAACUCAUUUCAAGUAAAAACAAUUCAUUUCAAUUAAAAAUGAAAUAAAAAGAUUAAAAAGAUCCUAAAAUACUAAUAGUGUUUUAUAGCGGCAAUCAUUAAUGAAAUCCCCUUGUGGAAAUUUGUGCCGGGAAGGGUGUCCUGGAACCUCUUACGCAUGUGUACCAACCUUAAAAUCUCAAAAGAAAGCAAUCUUCUAAUCCAAGUAAUAGUAAUGUAAUAAGGUUCGUCAUUCUUUUCUGAGAGCUUCUCGGCUAGGCGUUUGAGAAAGCAGUUGCAGUCGGCUCCCAUCCCACUGUUAGUUCCAAAAACUAGGGGAGUGAAAGAUUCCAUUUUGAUCAAUGUCCAGUACCCUCUGUUGGUACUUCCUAUUUGUCUCCUCCUCCUGCUCCUUAAAGAUUGUGGUUGUUGUUUUGCCCUGGUUACACUUGGACUUAACAUGCAUUACUCUGACAUCAAAAAAUGCUGUAACUCCAUGAGACCAAAAGUCCCCUGCCCCUAUUAUUUUCUAUUGUUUUAAGCUUUAAACUUACCAUUACAUUAACUGUUGCUCCACUGUUAAUAUAAUAAUUAUAUUAACCGUGGAGCAAAAAUAUAUUUAUUAUAUUUUUUUUCCUGUAAUAAUGGUAACCUUUUUCUAUCAGUUGUAUUCUUCCUUCUGUUGCCCUUUGUGAAAACCUUGCUUUUUGUCAAGGUUAAACUCAUUGCCAAUAGAUGAGCUUGGGAACUGGUGCCUUAAAGGUUGGACGGGAGCCUGAACGCCUCAGGCAUAGCAAGGAGGUAUCCAUGGCAACCCUGCGAGCGGGAACCACCCCUGCAUGCAGCCGCCAACUGACACUGUCACACUGAAGAAUUCAGUGGAAAAUACUCACCUGACCUAAUACUUACUAAUGCAUAGAAGGGGAGGGACGGGCUGGGAGCCAGAAUCUGCAACGAUUCGCUAAACAACAGAUCCGCAAAGAUCAGCUCAAAAAUGCCAGCGUGAGAUGCAACAUAAGUCACAAGAUAAGCAGAAGGCCCCUGCGGACACCCCUCUGUUCACGUACCCUUGAGGAGGAGACCGCUGACCGCAUUGGCUUGCAAUUUAACUUUGCCUAAAUUACAUUUAGCCACAUUAAUAAUUAUUAUUCUGGGUACCACAAAGCUCUUAGAAUGAAUCAAUGCUGCAAACAAUGUUUCUAGAACCAAAGCAUGCCUUAAGGUGCAUAACAGUGGUGGCAUUUAGAUUUGACUUUCAAAGUGAAACUGAGUACAGAACAGGAAUGUCAGUCCUUCAGUGAUAGUGACCAUUAGUUUGUUGGUCCAUUUCAGAGGAAGUUUAUACAGCUGGUCAUGUGAAAGCUUGUCUCUGGAAAUUGACAGAGAUAAUGUACUAGGAAGUGCUAUGAAUCAGAUGGGAAGAAUACUGGGACAUGCACUAAGGAGCAGAUCAUUGCAUGUCACUUUCAAGAAUGAGCCAGGUACAUGCAUGUUUCUUUUGUAACAUAAUAUGCAGCCGGUAAGGAUGUUUGAUGGAACCCCAACAGCAUCAACAUACUUGAUGAAGCAACUUACAGUAAUGUAAAUUUGGCUUUAUUAUUGAUGGGCUUUUUGUAUAAUGCCCACAAGGCCCUGGUUGUUCAAAAGUCGGAUAGCGCUAUCCACCAGAUAAAUCAAUAUCCAGUUGACAAGUAUUAGGAAAACGAUUGCGUUAUUCGCUGGAUAGUGAUUUAUCCAGUGGAUAGCAUUAUGGACCUUUUGAACAACUGCAGGGCCCAGUAUUGUAAUCUAUGUAUUUAUUAGUGUAAUACAGUCAAACCUGUGCAACGGUCACCCUUGGAAAAUGGCAACGUGACCGCUAUAUACAGGGUGACUGCUAUAUACAGGUCAACUCUACAGAAAAUAUAAAGGCAACUGAAAAUUUUAGGAAGUCGUCUGGUGACCGUAAUAUACAGGGUGACCGGUACAUACAGGGCUGUGAUAUACAUCUACAGGUUAGACUGUAUACACUUCUUUCAAUCGUUUAGAUAACACAAGGACUUAAUUUCACACGUCACAAUGUCAGCAUGUCACCCUCUGUCUUUUGCCAUCUGCUGACCACUCUCAGUCACCUACAUGUAGUGGAGGUAGUUAGAGCGCUGGACUUGUAGUUCAAAGAUCCCAAGUUUAAGUCCGGCUCUGUUCUCGGUAGUCCAAAGCUCAAAUCCUCGGCCACGCUUGUAAAAUAGCCAACUGGUUCACCUCGUACCAGUUGGGAUUUUUAACCAUGUUAUGUUUCAUUUAAAUUAUUUGUUUCAUUAUCCCUGUAAAGGGGUGAGAAUAAUUAAAGUAUCGUUUUUCUUAUUGUUAUUAUUACAGUAUGUAGGUAUUUGACUGUUGUAUAACAGUGAUACACAAAAUACUGCUACAAGUCUAUAAACAACAGAGGCAUGGUUGUUGUAAUGGGUAUAUUGUACAUGUAUAACAGUCCCCCUAGUAUUUGGUCUUUCCAUCUUCUCUUUGCUGUAUAAUAAUUCAUGUUUUUGUUGAAGUUGUUAUUAUUUUUAAUUGUGCAAUAAUUUUAUUUUAGGCAUCUGUACUGGUCCUAAGAGGGAAUUUUUUGCCUCUUUCUGCAAAGACGUCGUUGAUCCAAAACGGGGUCUUUUUAUUGCCACAGAUGAUGCUCAGUUCAGGUGACCUAAAGACAGUUUUCUACCCUUGGGCCCGUUUCUCGACAUGUCGGUAACUUUUCGGGCCCGGAAAGCCGCUUUAUGUUUGCCAGGUUUGCAUUCAAGACCAAAGUGGUAAAAAUUUUGAAAAUGAUAAAUUGAAACUAUCAAUUGACAACGAAAAUUAACUGGUCUGCGAGCUAGGAACAGUGCUACUACAUGUAAUCAACAGGUUUUAAAUUUAAAAUUUGCGUUUGGGCUUGAAAAGUUAUCGGGCCUUUCGAGAAACGGGCCCCAGAUUAGUUAUCUAGUUAUACUCAGUCUGUCUCAAAUAAAUAAAUAAAUAAUAAAUAAAUAAAUAAAAAGAAACUUGCAAGUUAAAAGAGCACCCUCCUGUGACCAUACUACUCAGUGCGUCAUGUAUGUGUCAUUUGAAUGGUCACACCCCAGUAAAUUGUUAGAACCACCUUGUAGAGUAUAACAGUACGAGUGGCGGGAAAGCGGUCGUCCUUUUUCUUUCCUCAGAGCCACUCACGGUGAGCGAAAAACUAAAGUCAUGCAAAUUUGAGGUUAAAAGGAGAAGAGAUUGGGGCGGAGAUAGGAAACUGGACGUCAAUGAUGUUUUUCUUUGCUCGGGCUUCCGCCCUCGUUCCUCGCGCUCUUGCCGCUCACCCCUCACGCGCGCUCUCGAUCUAUUGUGACACCAUUGUGACUCUAAAUAAAAAAUAGAGAUUUCUUGAGCGGCGGAUCAUACAAAAAUAAUAUAACCAUGCAAAAGUUCUGCGAAAGUAGGAUUUAAUUUUAAUGGUAGCACCAAAGGAUUUCGUCCAGAUUUAGAGUGGGAUAUACAUGCAGUCAUGUGAAGGUCCGGCUUGCCAUACCGCUGUUUUGUAGUGUGUACUGUACAGUCAUGUAGAAGUGAAUAACAGGGUUAACAGUGAUUUAUAUUCAGUCUCCUUUUCAUUAAACAGCCCAGUGCCAAACGCGUACUUUGCUAAACAUGUCGAUGAUACGAUGCCUCAAGAUUCUACUCAGAGCACUGGACACACAUCUGUUUCUGUGGUUAAACAAGAACUACCAUCAAAUGAACGCACAAAUGAACCAGUGAUGUCUUCUUUAGGAGGAGAGUAUCAACAUGGGUCUGCAGAGGAUGAAUCCAUGUGUUUAGAAACUCAUGAUGAGAAUACGGCAGUUAAUUCACAGACACAAGAUUAUCUGGCUAACGGACUCUCGGAUGAAGAAAUUAUAUCUUCGCUGUCGCAAACAGAAAGCCCUUCCCCUGUAACAACUAAUGGUUACCAAACAACGACUUCAGAGCACGUAGGCAUUGAUUCAGUGAAUGGCAACAUUCGCGACAGUCCACACACACUAGGGAAUGUAAGUCAAACAAUGUUGGAACAGGCUAACAUUCCAGGAGAAGAAGAAAUCGUGUCAAAUGAUGCAGGUGACAGUGCUGUUACACACAGCACAGGUGAUGAAAAUAUGGCUCAUAAUUCACAGCAACCAACAUGGAUAUCUUGUGUGGUAAGUGUAGUUUUGAAACUAACAUCUCAGGCAUUUCAUCAUGGUGGCCAACAGGUUUCCUUCUUCUUUCUCGUCAAGUGGUCAUUUGAGGAGAAAAAGAAAAUCUCCUUGAACAGGAAGAACAAAUUUGAAAAAUUGAACUCAACAUUUCGACGUCGCCAUGUUAUCAUGUACAAAAUCUACAUUAUGCGGGAAAAUCUUCCAUUGUCCCGUCUUGAAGAUCUUUAAAAUCAAACAAAAAAUAAAAAAAAAUAAUAAAUACGAUAACAUGCACACAUAAAUACACGUAUUUCAGGUAAAAAAGAAACAAACAAACAAAAAAAGAUUUAAGAAUUAAGGUGACCCAGUUCUCGGUUGUUUUUGUUGUUGUUUUCUGUUUUAUACGCCCUUCGGUCACUGUUUCUUUUUUUUUUCCUCAGGAGAAUAGUGGUGAUCAGUCUAUUAUAAACCUGUCUUUGAGGUCCAAACUCAAGCAGCUUCGCUUUAUUGGUCGCAUGGUCGGAUUUGCCGUUUGCCAGGACCUACUUGUUAAUUUGCAGUUGUCCAAACCAUUCGUCAAGCAGGUUUGAUCAUUUUAUUCUUAGUCUGGAUUGUUACACAGAAUGGUGUGGUGUAGCCCUAUUCAGCUUAGUUUAAUGAAACCGAAAUAUAUCAAAUUCAAUUAACCAAUCAGGACUCCAACGCAAGUCACAAGUCCUUUACUCUUGAUGUUGCUGGUUUUCUUUCUUUCUUUUUUUUUCCACCUUUGGCACCUGUUACAUCUGAUCUGUAAGCGCCAACUUUUCUUUCUGUUUUUUUUUCCUUUAUCUUUUUGGAAUGGGUCAGUUGUUUUGCCGAUCGAAAACUGUGGAAAACAACAACUCAACUUCAAACUUGAACAUUACUAGUGAUUAGUGCCUACGGGAACUGCCGAAACUCGGUUUUGUUAAUAAUUAUUAUCCGCCAAUUUUUAAAGGUAAUUAAACGGAGCAUGUUUUGUGCAGCGCUUUUUCGUAAGAGGCCCUAUGCCGCGAAAAUACUGCGUCGUAAAUGACUUUUUAUUAUCCAUUUUAGGUACUUGGAAUUCCACUUUCUCACCCAGACGACUUGAGUUCAUUUGACUAUGAGCUUCACAGAAAUGCAGUUGUAUGGUUACGAGAGAACAGCGUUACGGAUCUGGAUUUACCCUUCAGUAUUGAUGUAAUGAAUCCUUGGAAUUCAAAACCGGUCACAAUUGAGUUGAGCGAUGACCCCGAAAAGAAAUUACUCGAUGACAAUAAGGUAGGUGUAGUAAAAAUUAUCUGAAACACGACGGCGAGUGUUUCCUGAGGUUUUCAACGAAGUGUGCUGAAAAAAUGUACAACAGCCUAUGUCAUUUAAAACCGUUUGACGCAUUUUGCCACUGUUUAAAGUUUCUGUUACAGUUUAACCCCUAAGUGUUUGUUAAAAUGUUGUUAGAUUUUGUGGUUGUUAAUAAUUGUUACUAAAUAAAUUAUUUUAUGGCACAUUGCUAUUGGUCGGUUAGUUCAUGAUGAAAGGAAUGCUAAUGAACGUUGUCCACAAAAACAUAAAUUCCUAGUCAAACAAGUAUGCAUAACAAUUCAGUGCAAUUUGAGAAAUUAAUAUGCGCUUACUGUAAGAAGUGUGUGGACAACUUUUCAACUUUGUGCGGAGUAUGCGUUUUAUAUGACGAUCUAAGAAAUUAAUAUGCGCUUACUGUAAGAAGUGUAUGGACAGCUUUUCAACUUUGUGCGGAGCGUUUCAUAUGACGACUUGUCGGCCAUAAUUUAUGUUCUGCAAAUGGGACGAAAUGAGUUAAAGUACGGCUGUCAAAACCAUGCUUUUUUUCCUCGAAUAUAUCUUUCAAUUCUUCAUAAAUAUAGCUCUACCGGCUUCAAACAUCGUCGACCGGCAAAAUUUCAUGGGCAAAAGUGUUAAAGAUGAUUAAUUUAACGAGGGUGUUCAAUAUUAGUCGUUGCGUUAUAGAUAACGCGUAUACCUUCCACGUCGGUAGGCCCACGUUCGACUCUCGCCGAUAGAAACUUUUUUUUCCCUUUUUUUUUGGGUCCUUUUGUUUUUGUUUUCUGUUAUUUUCGCAAACAUAUUUUCAUUUUUUUUGACAGACUUAAAAUAUACCGGUAGACUUAUUGUAGGUUCAUUAUUAGAUUUGAUUUCUAAAAUACACUAAUUAAUAACCCACAAGUUAGCCUUAGGCACCCUUUGAUAUAAUAAAACUUUCGUCCUGUGUUUAGGAACAGUACAGUAAACUUGUGUCUCAGUUAAAGUUGGAGACUUUGAUAAAGGAUGAAGUAGCUGAGUUUUCUGGAGGACUCAACGAGGUUUGUUGUAAAAUUACUGUCACAUUACUACUGAAAUAACAUGGUAUAACUGAACUCAGAUUGAAGCAUAUUACCUUUGGUGAUCAUCUCAUUAAUUCUCAAAACCUUUUCUUUUGAUAAUUAAUUGGCCUUGUUAGGAAAAAAUUGAAGUUUAACAUUCUUGGACUAAGACCCUGUAUACAUGGAGUGGGGGACCCCGGUCUAGUGGGGUAGUUUUCUUUUGUUUUGAGUCCCUCAGAGCGUUAAAACAAAAGAAACCAACCCCACUAGACCGGGGUUCCCCCCUCCAUGUAAACAGGCCCUUAAUAGGGUUAAGGCUGUUGUUGUUUUUUUCGUUUCAAUAUUCACAGUGCGGCGUUUGUUUUUUAGAUGUUCGAUUGAUUGUUUCUAGGUUAUUCCUCGUGCAUUCCUAUCGUUGUUUACUGCUGACGAGUUUUCUCUGCUGAUUGGCGGCGUAACAAAGAUUGACGUUGAAGACUGGAAGAAAAACACCAAGGUACGGAAACUUAUCUCGAGUGUCGCCAAGUCCCCUUGAAAUUUUAUGAUUUUUAUAUUCACCAUUUUCACAUAGUCCAUAAUGCACCUUGUUUAACCAUUGUCUUGGAUUUCUCUUGGGACGACUGUAGUACCGUGAAAUCGAAAAGAAGAGAAGAAAGAAAAGAGAAGAAGAGAAAAUGGAAACAAUGGUUAUGCAAAAUUCUUGGGGGUAAACAAGGUGCAUUAUGGUCUAUGUGAAAGUGGUGAAUUGAUGUUGAUUUAAGCAAUAGACCACACUUUCUAUGGGUUUACCGGCGUGAUAACCCACUUGGGAUGUUGGGAGAACACGAGAAAAGGUUGUAAAUCACGAGCCGAAGGCGACUUAUUUACAAGCUUUUCGAGUGUUCUCCCAACAUCCCAAGUGGCUUAUCACGCCGGUAAACCCAUAGAAAGUGUGGUUUAUUGCUUUGAUAAAAUAACUUUAAGUUUUCAAUGAGUUUACUGGCACAAUAAACUAUAGGUGUUUAACCAAUCAGACCGCGCGAACUGUCGUUGUUAUUUUAUAAAUUAUAAUGUCCACAUGGCUUAGUUUCAAUUAUUUGAGGCUUUGAGGCAGUAGGCGGCUAGACCAGCCAAAGCCUAGUCUGAUCCAAAUAGUUAGCUAUUACCAUCAAAAUGUUUCAGUCACAAAUCAUUCGUAUAUGUUUAACAGCAUGUUCUUUUUUAUUUAUUAUUUUUAAUUGAAAUUGUUUUUAUGAUUGUUGUUACUAUCAUUUUGUUUUCUUUUUUCCAGUACACUGGAUGUACACAGGAAGACAAUGAAAUUGUAUGGUUUUGGAAAGUAGUUUCGCAGUUAAAGGAGGAAGAGAAAGCUUUGCUGAUGAAAUUCUCUACUGGGACCCCCUGCGUUCCUAUUGGUGGAUUUGCUGCUCUUACGGUAAAUACGUAA
This is a messenger RNA of Porites lobata, 13810 nucleotides long. NCBI's taxonomy places the organism in Eukaryota, Metazoa, Cnidaria, Anthozoa, Scleractinia, Poritidae. The record is from the annotation of a GenBank genome assembly.